AUGGACCAAAUGUCAGCAAGUGUCUGCAUGUUGUUCCUCGCUGUGACCUCAGCUAUUAGUUCGGGAACACUCCAGAGUCACAUGACCAAUGUUUGUGCAGAGAGGGAAGUGAUGAUGAUUGGCCACAGGCAGCCAUUUGUUCAGGCCUUCACUCGGAUGGUUAAAGUCUGGAAACAAGGGUGUGGAGGACAGAAGUGGUGCGUGGGACAAGAGAGGAGGACAGCAUACUAUACAGCAUACAGACAGGUUUACAGCAUGGACUUUCAAGUGGUCUUCAAGUGUUGUCCUGGGUGGAUGCAACUCAACAAUGAAGCUGGAUGUCUGUACCCCAUUUGUAGUUAUGGUGUAUGCUUUAAUGGUGGCAAGUGUAUUGAAGGAAUGUCGUUGUUGUGCCACUGCCCACAGGGAUUCCAAGGACCUCGUUGCCAAUAUGAUGUGAAUGAAUGCGAAGAGGACAAUGGAGGAUGUGAAGGUCAAUGCUGUAACACCAUUGGCAAUUUCUACUGCAAGUGUCAGGAGGGUUUGAAGUUGAGGGCUGAUGGGAAAACCUGUGAAGACGUGGAUGAGUGCCAAGUCCAUAAUGGAGGUUGUCAGCACAAAUGUGUAAAUACCCUGGAAUCACAUUAUUGCGAGUGUAAACCAGGCUUCCGGCUUCACACUGAUGGGCGUACCUGUAUUGGUGUCAACUCGUGCUCAAUUGGUAAUGGAGGUUGUGAGCAUGAUUGUGUUCAACUGUCCAUAGCACACUACCAGUGUAAGUGUCGGCACAACUAUCAGCUGAAGGAGGAUGGAAAGCACUGUGAACUGAAGAAUCCAUGUGCAGAUAAGAAUGGUGGCUGUAUGCACAAAUGCCAUAACCACCAUGGCAUUGUCAAGUGUGAGUGUCACCCAGGAUACAGAUUGGCUAAUGAUGCCAAAGGAUGUGAAGAUAUUGAUGAAUGCAUGAUUGGAUCAGCUGAUUGUUCACAUGGAUGUCUGAACAUGCGUGGAACAUUUUCCUGUGUCUGUAAUGCAGGCUAUGAGCUAGGUGCUGAUGGGAAGCAUUGCUACCGGAUUGAGAUGGAGAUCGUCAACAGUUGUGAAUUAAACAAUGGAGGAUGUUCCCAUCACUGUCGCCACACAACGAGUGGUCCACUCUGUAGCUGUAAUCAAGGCUUUCACCUGGAUGCUGAUCAGAAGACUUGCGUAGAUGUGGACGAGUGUGACGUUGGUACUGGCUGCUGUGAACAGGAUUGUUUCAAUACACCUGGUGGAUAUGAGUGUGGUUGUCAUGCAGGCUAUCGGCUCAGUCUGGAUGGCUGUACAUGUGAUGAUGUUGAUGAAUGCACCGCAGAGAAUGACAUUUGCGAGCACACCUGCCAGAACACAGCUGGCUCUUUCCAGUGUUUCUGCAACAUUGGAUACAAGCUGGAGGAGGAUCGGAAGAGCUGUGCGCCUCUGGAUGACCCAGUGGAGGCACUCAGUGGCCAGCCUGGAUUUGGAAGACACAUUCCUGAGGUGAGCUUCUACCAUGGAGAAGAAUUUACCGAGUUAUUUGAUGAGGAGAAUGAAGAAACUGGGGAAGGGGAAGCACGAGGAGAAUUCACCCUGUCACAGAGCUUUGUGUGCUGGGACGGGAGCUUUGGACAUGACUGCAGCUUGUUGUGUGAGGACUGUAGGAAUGGUGGCAUCUGCAACGAAGCACGUGAUGGAUGUAUUUGCCCAGAAGGUUGGACUGGAAUCUUGUGUAACCAGACCUGCCCGGAGGGAACAUUUGGCAAAAAUUGCAGCUUCCUGUGUAAGUGUAAGAAUGGUGCAACAUGCGAUCCACGGACUGGGAAGUGCCGCUGCCCUCCAGGAGUUGGUGGCGAGAUGUGUGAGGAUGGGUGCCCCAAGGGAUUAUAUGGAAAGACCUGCAACAAGAAAUGCAACUGCGCCAACAAUGGGCAUUGCCACCGCAUCUAUGGAGCCUGUCUCUGCGAUCCUGGCCUUUAUGGACGUUUCUGCCACUUACCUUGUCCAAAGUGGACCCAUGGGCCUGGCUGUUCGAAUGUGUGUCAGUGUGACCAGCGCAACACACUGGAGUGUAGCCGCAAGGAUGGAAGCUGCACUUGCAAACCUGGUUAUCAUGGUAACACUUGCCAUAAAGCGUGUGAUCAUGGCUAUUAUGGAGUUGGAUGUAACACCAAAUGUAGCUGCUCAGUCGGUGUUUCCUGUGACCAUGUGACUGGCGAGUGCGAGAUUCUAUGUCCUAAGGGAUAUCACGGAAGGAACUGCAGUCAAGAAUGUGCCAGUAACAAGUUUGGAGUGAAUUGUCUGCAGACGUGUGACUGUGGAGGAGCCCCAUGUGACAGUGUGACUGGAAAGUGCAGCUGUCCAGCUGGAAAAAUGGGCCCUGGCUGUAAGAAAGAGUGCCAAGAGGGUCACUGGGGCCUGGCCUGCAAGGGGAUUUGCCCCAUCUGUGAAAACAAUGGGACCUGCAAUAAGAAGACUGGGCAGUGUACCUGCCCACCAGGAUUCAUGGGGAAACUGUGUCAGAACUCAUGCCCUACCGGCCGAUAUGGCCUGGGCUGUCAGAUGCGAUGUACAUGUGAGAACGAGGGUCUUUGCCAUCCAGUGACAGGGCGUUGCACAUGUUCUCCAGGAUGGACUGGCCAUAACUGCAGAAGAGCCUGCGAUGCUGGACGGUGGGGCCCAGACUGUGUGAAUACCUGUGACUGCAGGAACAGUGAUGGGAGCUGCAACAGUGUCACAGGACAGUGCAUCUGUGAGGCAGGUUUUACUGCUCAGCGCUGUGAUCAGAAGUGCCCUAAAGGAAGUUAUGGACCAGGCUGCCGAUACAAGUGUCAGUGUGAGAAUGAAGCCGCUUGUGAUCAUGUGAGUGGAGCCUGUAACUGUACAGCAGGUUGGCUUGGAAUGUUCUGUGAACGAGCUUGUCCUGAUGGGUUUUAUGGCUUAGAAUGUCGUCAGAUGUGUGAUUGCCUCAAUGGUGCACACUGUAAUCAUGUAAUGGGGACCUGCUCAUGUCUUCCUGGCUGGAUUGGACUGAACUGCAAUCAGUCGUGCCCAAAACAUUCAUUCGGGGAGAACUGCAGCCAAUCUUGUCAUUGCCAAAAUAAUGCCAGCUGUGAUCAUGUGACCGGUCGGUGCAGCUGUCUUCCUGGCUGGAUGGGAGCCACAUGUCAGAGAGCAUGUUCGGCCGGUUUCUAUGGUGCCAAUUGCUUGCAAAGGUGUAUCUGUCGCAAUGGUGGAACAUGUGAUCAUGUGACUGGUCACUGUACGUGCCCAUUAGGUUGGACGGGAGUGGCAUGUGAACUGGAAUGUACUCCAGGAAAGUACGGACAGGACUGCCAGCUGCUGUGUAACUGCCUGAACGGGGCUCUGUGUGAUCGUCAGAGUGGGAACUGUACCUGCCAGCCAGGGUGGAUAGGUGACAAAUGUGAAACCCCUUGUCCCAAAGGUACCUACGGAGAUCUCUGUGAGGAACAUUGCAACUGUGAGCAUGGAUCAUCAUGUGAUCAUGUGACAGGAAGCUGCCAGUGCACCAGGGGAUGGAGAGGGAGACGAUGUGAGAAAGCUUGUUGGCCUGGCUACUAUGGUGAUGAUUGUGUGCAGCGGUGUAACUGUUCCCCCAACACCCCCUGCAACCAUGUGACGGGUGAAUGUGGCUGCCCUCCAGGAUUUACAGGCAAUGGAUGUGAGCAGACUUGCCUCCCAGGUACUUACGGACAGAACUGUAACCAGGUGUGCCAGUGUUCAGCUCAAAACCAACAAUGCCACCCAGUGAGUGGAGAAUGCGUCUGUGCACCUGGCUACCAUGGAGACAACUGCAACCUGAGAUGUCCAGAUGGGAGGUACGGAUCCAACUGUGCCCAGCUAUGUCGAUGUUUGAAUGGAGGCCUGUGUGAGACAGUGAGUGGGACAUGUAUCUGUCCACCUGGGUAUGUCGGAGCUGACUGUAAUCAGACCUGUCCUGCUGGCUACCACGGGACUAAUUGCUCUGCAGCUUGCUCGUGCGGAGAAGGUGCAGAGUGUGACCAUGUGACAGGAAGGUGUAUCUGUCCAGCAGGCAGGAUUGGUUCUCGAUGUCAGCACGUGUGUCCUAAAGGCAGGUUUGGUCAGGGAUGCCAGUAUGUCUGUAUGUGCAAGAAUGGAGGGUUAUGCAACCCAGUUGAUGGCUCCUGUUCCUGUGGUCUGGGCUGGACCGGGGCCCUAUGUGGACAAGAGUGUCCCGUUGGGAAAUUUGGUGCAAACUGCCAGCUGGAAUGUGCAUGCCAAAAUAAUGGCACCUGCAGCCGUAUAACAGGAUACUGCCAGUGUGUGAGAGGGUAUUAUGGGCACAACUGUGAACAUGUGUGUCCCCUUGGAUUUCACGGAGAAAACUGCCAACAUUUGUGUGACUGCAGUAACAAAGCAGCCUGUCACCCUGUAACUGGCCAGUGCCUGUGCUCAGCUGGUUACUAUGGAGACUACUGUGAGAAAGAAUGCGAGGAAGGACGAUACGGGGAGCAAUGCCAGCAGAUGUGUGACUGCGAAGAAGGUGUGCCUUGUGAAGCCAUAACAGGAAAAUGCCUCUGUCUGCCAGGGAAAACUGGCACAAGGUGUGACGUUGAUUGUCAAACUAAUCGCUAUGGCCCCAGUUGCUCCUUGAACUGCAGAUGUUCCAAUAAUGGUCGCUGUGACUCCCAGAACGGACACUGUACCUGCCUGUACAGUUGGACUGGGCCUACCUGUGAGGAAGGAGGGCCUCCAAAGCCACCACAUCACCUGCAACUUGAACCGCAAGGAAACAUGGCAUCAGAUGUGUCAUCAAGAUCAUAGUCACUUGAGUGAGCUGGAUAUCGUUCUGACCAGUGCCAAUGAGACUGCUUCUGGACAUUUUACACCUUCUCCCCCAACCUGCGUUGUCAAAGCAACCUUUCAGAAACACUGCUGAAAGCAAAACCAUUAUAUGGUAAAAUCUCAAAUGAAGAAUCAGAGGAAUGGCCACGAGUCCAUGCCAUUUUUCCGCCCAGUGAUAUUUUAUUAAGGAAUGGACAGCUGAUGGAUUUUAGGAUCCAACCUCCUGUCGGGCUCAAAAUUCAAGAAAUGAGCAAGAAAUUCAAACCUAAAGCUUUCUCCUCCUCGUCAGAAAAUGAGGGUCUGAAUUCCUGAACAGUAAACAAAUCAAACUCUGUGGGUGUUAAACGUUUUUGAUGCCUUAAAGACUUUUUAUAUAAAUAUAUAUAUAUAUGUACAUACAUAUAUUUUAUUUUUAUAAACCAAAUCCCAGGAAGGUAAGAUUAAUAGAGAUUGCAACCCAGAGUUUGGCGAGACAAUGUAUAUUAAUCCUGGUUCCAAAGCAGCAAAGUAAGUGACCAAGGAUAUUAAACAUCAGACCUCCUGUCACAUCAUGGCUGGCAUGGUAUGUUGGCCAUUGUGUCUUUCAAAACAAAAAUGGACAUUUGUAAUCUGACUUUGAUGCUUCUCAUUUACUGCAAUGUAGCCAAUGUUGCAGGACUUCAGAAUGAAAUACUAAGGAUUAAGGAGCUCAGUGUGUUCCCCAGCACAGUGUAAAUUAUGUGUGUUAACCAUUGUACAAACACUCAGCAUGGAUGUUGGUAAGCUGAUUGGAAUGGGAUGGUGUUGACAGAACAUGCCUUAGGUAGACACUUCCAUUACAGUCUGAUUCAUCCAGUUCAUCAAAGCUUACACCACCUUGAGCGUCAGUCAGUCAGUGUUGUCUCCAUAUCACUGGCUAAUUUCAGCUGAUGCUCAUCCUGGCUUCAUUUAACUGGAUUCAGAAAGACAGGGACUUAACAACUGAUCAUUGCCCGGUUCGUCUAGUUGGAGAUUAUGUUGCUUAGCCAGAACCACACCAGAAUGCAUUGAAUAAAAGUCUUUUCAAAAGAACAAACUUGCUACGUUUCAAAGUAGUUAAAAAUCAAACCUCCUGCCAUAUGGCAUCUGGCAUGGAUUUCCAAAAAAAAACGCAUUUGACAAAGUGCCUCAUAAAAGCUUAUUGCACAAGGUAAAGCCUUGGGAUAUUGGGGGUAAUAUAUCGAUGAGAAGAGGAUUGGUGAACAUAAAGAAAUUGGAAAGAUGGGAGGACUGGGGCAUUUUCAAAUUAGCAGGUUAUUGCAAGGAUCUGUACUCUGGCCUCAGCUCCUGCAAUCUGAAUGACUAGAUGAAGGUGCCACAAGAUAAAAAGCCAAAUGGGACAGAAAGAUGCGAGAGUACAAAGGGCUAGGAUGGCCAAUGAAGUAUACUGUGAGGUUGUUCACUGGUGUAGGAAGAACAAAACAUCGGCAUAUUUUUUUAAAUAGUGAGAAACUUUUAAAUGUUGGCAUUGAGGGCAAUUUGGUUCACUGGAUUGACUCCUGGGAUAAGAGGUCUGACUGAUGUUGAGGUUGAGUGGAAAGAACCUCGAAAUUGCUAGAGGUUCGAAGAACGUGAGAUGAGCUUAUUGAGACAAGAUUCUGAAGGGGCUUGAUCCGGUAGGUUCUGAGUGUGUUCCCCAUGGUUGGAAGCUUUAGCACUAUUACUGGAUAUAGUGUCAGGAAAAGACAUCAGCUAUUUAAGACGGAGAUGACGAUUUCUUCACCUAGAAGACUGUGAAUCUUUGGCAUGGUGACCAACUAAGCAGCCCACUCGGCUAGAGAAUAUUUAAGGCUGUGACUGAUACAUGUUUGGAUACUCUAAGGUUAUGGGAAUUGAGGUCAAAGAUUGGCAACAAUAUUAUUGAAGUGGUUAUUGGUGGAAUUGGAGGCUGCUGCACAGCCUACUUUAUUUAUGCUCUUAAAAGGAAGACAUAAGGAGGUCUUAAAUCCACAUUUCUUGUGCCUUUGAACAUAUCUCAAUCUCUCUACACGCCAACCUGCUCUCCUCUAUGCUGAAACUAAAGUAACCUCCUGUAACUUUCUGUACCCUCUUCACCAAGGUCCUGAACAUUACACAGGCAUCAUUUUCCAUCCACUAAAGGUUUUUACCUGCUGCCACCAACCUUAUCACAUCUUGGUUUAAGCCUUUCGGCUCUGCAACAUUCAAGCUCGACUGACUCCCUUAAGAUGGUUCUUACACACUCUACGCUCACCACUGUCCUGCUCCCACCCCAACAUUAAAGACACAAUAAACGUAUUGGACAUCUGUAAAGUCUUUAGAUCAGUUAUCCAUCGUAGUGUUGGUCCUCCUACAGCUGUGGCAGAUAUCGAAGGCCUUGCCUUGUGGGCUCAUACUGUUUUCAUUCACGUUUGCAACACUCCAUAAAGAGGCAACUGGCUAUCCCUUGGAUUAGUCGCCAUUUACCUUUCAUGAGACUUUAAGAGGGUGAUGAAUGGCAGGGACAAUGUGAAAACAAUCUCUGAGAGACAGAAUGGACAGCCAAGCCUCUGACCCAGCAGGCCAGUGGAAGUAAAUAUGCUGCCAUUUAUUUCUCCUGUACAAAAAGAGAACAAUGAAAAUAGAACGGAGUGUGAAAUCAGGGAUGGUUCAGCACUGGGAAACAACCUUAGCUUGUUGUCUCCAUGACAACCUGCUUUCUUAUCACUUUACUUUCAAUAUUUAAGCCUAUAUUAUAAUGUGUAUGGUCAUUUCAGUAUUUAAAGCAUCUUCAAAGCAGUUGACCCAUUAUGUAUUAAUCCAGUUAGUUACCAUGACAACCACAGUAUUAGGUCAUGUUUUAAACUUUUUAAAGAAUCGACUCUUUCUUCUGUUUAACUGCAACCAAUAGAUUUUUAAAAUCUAAAUACUAAUAAUUUCAAGAUGACUCCCAGUCAGCACGGGUACCUGUACAAACUUCUGCAUUAAUUAUCUCAGACUGCAUUGCUACGGUUUACGUAAAUGAACUCCAGAGAGUGCACCAUUGUUGUAAACAUCAGCUUAAGAGAAAAGGGUAACUUCAGGAGAACAGUUGAAGUUGAGCUCGGUGGGGGACCAGGGUUGUGAAACAUCUAUUACUCUCAGGGCAGAAUCAGUUUUGAGCCCAAAUUCAAACUUGACCCUAAGUUUUGAAGAGACACGGAUAAAGUUUUGGAGCAAAGAAUCUGGAUCCUAAAGGGUGAGAUGUUCCAAAUCCUGCCCAAUUCCAGGUGGAUUGUGGCUAGAACACGGGCCUAAAAUGGCCUACCGCAAACUCUCCACCUCCCACCCAACUCCUACCAGGACCCUUUACCUUGGUCAUCCCAUGCGAGUUCUGGCUGGAAUGGAGGUACACCUGCCCUCAGGGCCACGCCUCUUCCAUCUACUCCAAUCACUGUUUCCUGGGAUUGCCUGGCAGAUUCAGUGGUUGGCCCAGGGCUAUUUAGUGUGAAAGGCCACACCUGACACUCUUCCAUUGGAUUGAGAGAGGUGCCUUCUUAAAUUCCUCUCCUUCAACUUCAGCCUGAGAAGCUACUGAACUACCACUGAGCAUCUUCAAGCGGGUACUGCCCCUUUAACUGCUGUUAGAAAGAUGCUGCAAUGUUGGUCUCCCACUGGAGAAAGGAAUUUCACUGGCAGCGUGCUCUAUGUAACUAGUAAUCCAGGGAAAUCAGGCAAGGUGAAGUCAGAGGGCUGACCAGAAAUCCUCUCACACUACAACACAACUCCAAAAGGUCUGGUUUAUUGAAAAGAUUACAUUUUAGCCUCCUUUUAAUCAAAUUAUCACUGAAUUUUCAUUAACUGUGGAACAAACAAUUGAAUUUAAGAGUUGGCCUAGUCCUAGAACAGUUAUAAGAUGCCAAUUUUGCAUUCUACAUGGUCGGUAGUCAAAGAGAAUUCCAGCCUCAUUUACAUCUAACAAUGAUUGUGUUGGAGGCUUUUUAAAACAAAAAUCAGACUGACUUUGCUCUUCCUGCCUACUGUGCCCCAUGAUUUAAUAAUUCAAUACCAAGUUGCUGGUGGGGCAUGUUCAUCAGAGCUCAGUAUUAAUGGUCUGAAUCCGGGGAAAUUGAGUCAAUGGGCAUUGCAAGGAGAAGUAGCAGGAUUCUCACCGAAUGAAACUAAACAUCUCACAUUUAGCAAAAAAAAUCAGUUCUAAUAAUAAAUUAAAGGUGCUAUUAAGAAUAUAUGAAUAAAUUUGUCAGGGCAUUUGUGUUUUAUUCACAUUGAUACUGUAUAUGCUUGGUUUUCUAGCAAAACUGUUAUAUUCCAGUGCACAUGGUUACACCAUAAUAAAAGA
This is a messenger RNA of Rhincodon typus (whale shark), 9115 nucleotides long. RefSeq names its product multiple epidermal growth factor-like domains protein 6. Bases 1 to 4800 code for a protein of 1599 amino acids. The transcript is spliced from 38 exons. Gene Ontology annotation, molecular function: calcium ion binding; protein binding. The record is from RefSeq and is a predicted model, not a curated record. NCBI's taxonomy places the organism in Eukaryota, Metazoa, Chordata, Chondrichthyes, Orectolobiformes, Rhincodontidae.